Cottoperca gobio is the source of this 3238-nucleotide messenger RNA. Its product is annotated as cerebellar degeneration-related protein 2-like. Bases 162 to 1529 code for a protein of 455 amino acids. The transcript is spliced from 6 exons. NCBI's taxonomy places the organism in Eukaryota, Metazoa, Chordata, Actinopteri, Perciformes, Bovichtidae. The record is from RefSeq and is a predicted model, not a curated record.
CUGUCCGGAGAUGAGCGGCGCACACCGGUGCCGGUUGCAGGCGUGCAGACAGCAGCACGAAGGACGCGGACUGAACCGUUUAUCACCGUUUAUGAAACUCUGUCUUUGUCAUGUUUAAAAAAGCGGAUUAAUCCUCAAACUGACUGAUUUUAACCGUGAAGAUGUUGACAGACAUGAUUGUGGAGCAAGAAUUUGACAUCAAGGAGGAGGAACCGUGGUACGACAAGCAAGACCUUGAACAUGACCUGCAGCUGGCAGCCGAGCUCGGGAAGACUCUCCUGGAGCGAAACAGGGAGCUGGAGCAAGGGCUGCAGCAGAUGUACUCCACCAACCAGGAGCAACUGCAGGAGAUCGAGUACCUGACGAAGCAGGUGGACCUCCUCAGGCAGGUCAAUGACCAGCACGCUAAAGUGUACGAGCAGCUGGACGUGUCGGCCCGAGAGCUGGAGCACAGCAACCACAAACUGGUUCUGGACAACAGGACGGCCCAGCAGAAGAUCCAGGGGCUGAUGGAGACGGUGGAGCUGCUGCAGACGCAGAUGGAGGAGCUGCAACAUCAGGUCGAAGAUCUGAAGCUGAGUCCCUCUCAGCCUCUGAAGCGUCCGCACCGAGAGAAGUGGCCUCCGCGCAGCACUCAGAGUGUGUCCUGCCUGAAAGAGCUGCAAAACACGCUCAGGUACGACUACGACGAAGCCUCCGACGGCCUCGAGUCCUCCGACAUGUCGUGGCACGAGGAGGAGCAGGCGUCACUGCGACAAUCCCUCCACAGCCUCCAGACUCAGUUCGCCAGCGAGCGCGCUCGGAGGGAGCAGUCUGAGCGAGAGGCCGAGCUGCUCGCCGGUGAGAACGCAGUGCUGGAGCAUCAGCUGGCAGGGAUGGAGGGCUGUAAGGCCAGACUGGCUGAGCUGGAGGGUGAGGCCGAUGAGCUUCGUCAGCUCUGGAAGUCAGAUUCCUCCACGAGAUCCACCAGGAUGGACGUCCUCCACAGCCUGCUGCCCAACUCCAUGUUCCUCAAUCCGGAGGAGGAGAACGAGGGGGAUGCAGCUAAAAGCCCCUGGCUCCUGAAGUGCUGGGACAGUGAGCGGCUGGUGAAGACGACGCAGAUGCCCGACUCUCCAGACAGGAUCUACGACCACGAGUGCUCCUGCGUGCGCCGAGCCGAGGUGGUGAAGUACCGCGGGAUCUCGCUGCUCAACGAGGUCGACGCCCAGUACAGUGCCUUGCAGGUGAAGUACGACGAGCUGCUGCGGCGCUGCCACCAGGGGCAGCAGGAGGAGCAGGAGGAGCAGGAGGAGCAAGAGGAGCAGGAGGAGCAGGAGGAGCAGAUACACAAGUCUGUCCAGACUGCAUGUCUUGCCGCCACUUGUCCCGCUCUCACAGACAUGGAGGACUUUGAGGACGACUUUCACCAGCCCGAGUACAAGGAACUUUUCAGGGAAAUUUUCUCCCGCAUUCAGAAAACCAAAGAGGACCUAAUUGAAAACAGAGAGAGAGCCUCAGCUGGUGAAGUGCUGCCUAUUUUGCGUUAGUAGCUUCCCAACAAAAAAAGAAAAGAAAGAAAAAGACCUGCUGCAAGAUUUAAUUAUUGUCUUCCAGUUAAAGCCUCUUACAGCAGCACAUGAAGCGUACUAACUCUACACUGUACUGUAUGUAAUUUGCCCAGAAAUGGCGAUCGCCAUGCAAAGGUUAAGAGACGAGAGUGAUGCAGGAACAAGAAGGCCAAACAUCACCAGCUCUGUGGCUCAUUUUGCACAGAAACACCAGUGCCUGCCUAACGAUGCCUGCCGUCUACUGUGCACUCACUCUACCUCACUUUGCACAAACAAGCUCCAUCAGGAAAUCAUUUCUGGGUCUUCUUUUCAUGAGCUGUAUCAGUAACACUUUGUUCUACGGGCGCCGCGUACGCUUCCAUAGUUUCCUAGAAAGAUGGAAAUUCACAGAAAGGUUUCUGGAAAAGAACAAAAGGUGUAAUUUGGAGCUAAUGAUUGAGACAAUAGAGACUGUGUCCAAUUACACAAUUUCAACUUUUGCUGUUGAAACACAAACAAUUCAGUAAAUCUGGAAAAUCAAGUUUCCAAGUAAAUGUCUUUCGUUUAAGUCUGUUCAUCUGGAAAUCAAAACUGCUUUAGGGCUGCAACUCGUGAAUUCCUCCAUUACUAAUUCAUUUGUUCAUUUUUUUUUUUAAUGAAUCGUUUAGUUUAUAAAAUGACAGAAAAUACAAAAAAUAAAUCACAAGAUCCCAGAGACUGAAAUGACAUCUUCAAACUUCUUGUUUUGUCCGAGCAACAGUCCAAACGUAAAUUAUAUUUACUAUCAUAGAAGAAAACCAGCAAGUAUUCACUUCUCAGAAGCUGGAGCGGGUGAUUGCUUUUAUUUUUGCUUGAUGAUGAUUUAUGUAAAUUGUUGCUGAUUUAUUUUGUGUUGAUCAGCUAAUCAACUAAUUAACCAGUUACAUCAUCAUUCCUUCUUUCAGUCAGUCAAAUGUCUAAAUUCAAUUGUUUAUUAUUUUACAGAUCAAAAGUGUUAUAGUCGUGUAAUUUCAUAUUUCACUCUCUUUUAGUUUUGGGUUUUGUUUCUACCAACUCCUAACUGCGUCUGCUGUUUGGUGCUGAGCAGGUAGUGAACAGCGGGGAUAGUGUGUAUACCUGCUGUGGCCGAAAACAACACUAAGAGAGUGUAAUCGUGAACUAAAACACUAAAGCUGUGGGCCGGACAGAUAAACAAUGAGCUGAAUCUCACUAAAGCUGAGCAAAGCUGCAGAUUCAGGUGAUUAGUCUCUGUCGGUUCAUUUUGUCAUUUGAAACAUUAUUAUAAAGAGUUAUAACCGCUUUAAGUAAAUUCAACUAAACUCAAAUAACUUUUCCUGUAAUUAGUCCCAAAUUAAACAGCUCUUUCCAGGAACCUUCCUAGAAAAUGAUCAUGAAAUGACCUCUAUAGAACAAAAUGUUAUCGCUGUAUCUGCUGUUUGAUUUGUUUACUGAGUUCCUGCUAUACAAUGUCAACUUUUUUAAUUCAUUUCUUUUCUUUACAACUAAAAAAGAAAAGGAGGGAAAAAAAGGUACUUUGCUUGAUGAUAGUGUUGCCUGCACCUUUAAGAGCGACCAAUGCAAGUUGUUCUAUUGGUGAAGGACUUUAUAUUAGUAGUUGGUGAUUCAAGUUGAAAUGACACUUGAUAGCAGACCGUGAGUGAAUGUUAUAUUAAAGGGAAGUUCUGAGGUUUACCAAAAGACUAACUCAA